AUGUCUUCUCCCAUCCAAACCGUUCCCGCCCGCCGUGGAGCAGCAACGGUAGUCAAAGCCGGCCAGAAGAUCAAGAUAACAAAUACCCACGGAAACCAAGUAGUCGACACCUGGGCACUCGCGCUCCCCUCUUCAGCCCUCACGACAGCGUCUUCCAAGGUCGAAGCAGCACUCUACCCAAACGCAACCACCGACUCGCCUUCCAAAUACUCGUCUGUGGCCAAUGCCGCUGCCAGUACGCCAGAAUACAUGUCCAUGUGUCACUGUCGCGCAACAUUGCUAAAAGUUACGCCUGAAGUGGGCGAUGUGAUGGUCAGUCAGAAAAGGGCACCAAUGGUAAAACUGGUCGAGGACACAAGCCCUGGUGUGCAUGAUACUUUGAUUGCGGCAUGCGACAGGUGGCGGUACAGUGAGCUGGGUGUCAAUGGGUACCACGAAAGCUGUACAGACAACUUCUGGGACGCCUUGCACUCUCUUGCUACCUCCUCAUCGCUGUUGGCUGAAGAGAAAGAGGCUCUGGAGAUGGUGCAAGGGAAGUUGGGAGGCAGAGUGCCCGAUCCUUUCAACCUGUUCAUGAACAUUCCCAUCACACAAGAGGGCGAGGGUGCGAAGCGGGGUGUGAGCUUCGAAGAGCCAAAGACAAAGCCAGGCGACUAUGUGGUUUUGGAGGCACUGCGGGAUGUAGUUGUGGUGAUGAGUGCAUGUCCUCAAGAUGUUCUGACCAUCAAUGGGAAGAAUCCUGUAGAUGCUCACUUCCAGGUCUUGGACUGA
This is a messenger RNA of Bipolaris oryzae ATCC 44560, 771 nucleotides long. RefSeq lists its product as uncharacterized. Lineage: Eukaryota; Fungi; Ascomycota; Dothideomycetes; Pleosporales; Pleosporaceae. The coding region runs from base 1 to 771 and encodes 256 amino acids. The transcript has a single exon. The record is from RefSeq and is a predicted model, not a curated record.